AUGUUUUCCACCUCUAUUCCUGCCUUUGACGAGACCGACGUUGUCUUUGAUGUCCGCAACUCCUCGCGGAUCAUCUCGCUUAACCGCCCAAAGAAGCUCAACUCGUUGAACCACUCUAUGACCUCCAAGAUCAUCCCUCGUUUGCUUGAAUACGGCCACUCCGCUGCCGCUUCCACCGUGAUUAUCGACACCAAGUCCCCAAAGGCAUUCUGUGCCGGCGGUGACGUUGUCGCGUGUGCCACGGCCAACGCUGCUGGCGACUUUGCCUCCACCACCGGUUUCUUUCAGAACGAGUACUACUUGAACUACCUCUUGGCCACGUUCAACAAGCCAAUCAUCGCUUACAUGAACGGGAUCACCAUGGGCGGUGGUGUUGGCUUGUCCGCACACGUUCCCUUCCGAAUCGCCACGGAAAAGACCAUGUUUGCCAUGCCAGAGAUGGACAUUGGUUUGUUCCCAGACGUCGGGACCACCUUCUUCUUACCACGCAUGGAUGGUAAAUUGGGCUACUACCUCGCCAUGACUGGUGACCGUUUGAACGGCUUUGACAAUUUGGCUGCCGGUACUGCCACCCAUUACGUGCCAUCCGCACAAUUGGAGAGAUUGACCCAGAGAUUGACCCAGUUGGAACACAACAAGGCCACCUUCAACAAGCCGGAGGAGUUUUUCCAGGUUGUAAACCAGGCCAUCGAGGACUUUGCCGAGCCAAUCCCGGCCGACUACCAGUUUGUCUACACCAACGAGCAGAGAGACUUGAUCGACAGAGCCUUUUCCCAGGCCACAUUUGACGACGUACUUGCCUACUUGAUUGAAGAUGGUUCCGAGUUCGCCCAAACCACCUUGCAGAAGCUCCAGACCAAGUCACCAUUGUCGCUUAAGGUCACCUUCGAAAUGUUGAACAAGGGUGCCGUCUCUACCAUCCACAAGACCCUCCAGAGAGAGUUGCAAGCCGGCGAGAAUUUCAUGAUGGAUUCCGAUUUCACCGAGGGUGUCACCGCCAAAUUAAUCAAUAAGACCACCCCUCACUGGAAGCACGCAUCCGUUGCCGACGUCACCGCCGCCGAGGUUGCCCGAUUCUUCACCAAGCCGGAAAACUCUAUUGUCAACAAGGAUUCGCUCCCAUUGUACGAGAACCGUGACUUUGACCAGUACCCAUACAAUAUGGGCUUGCCGACCGAGAUUGAGAUCCAAAAGUACAUCAACGGUAGCGACGGUUCUGGCAGGAAGUACUUGCCGACCCCGAAGGAGGUCAAGACCAAGUUCUUGAACCACUACAGAAACAAAGCCGGUGUCGCCUGGAAGGUUGACAAUGUCUUGGCGAGAAAGUGCGUGCCGAGCCAGGAGAACCAGGAGUACGUCCAGUGGAAGUUGUAA
This is a messenger RNA of Babjeviella inositovora NRRL Y-12698, 1374 nucleotides long. RefSeq names its product mitochondrial 37S ribosomal protein mS47 (gene EHD3). Gene Ontology annotation, biological process: L-valine catabolic process. NCBI's taxonomy places the organism in Eukaryota, Fungi, Ascomycota, Pichiomycetes, Serinales. Bases 1 to 1374 code for a protein of 457 amino acids. The record is from RefSeq and is a predicted model, not a curated record. Gene Ontology annotation, molecular function: 3-hydroxyisobutyryl-CoA hydrolase activity. Gene Ontology annotation, cellular component: mitochondrion. The transcript has a single exon.